UAAAACAUACUAACUAAUAAGCUUUAAACAAUGGAGGGGCCUGUGGUGGACGAGGAGUACAUGACGGAGAUCGAGAAGGCUCGGAGGGACCUCCGAGCCCUCAUCUCCAACGACGUCGCCACUGCCCCUCUCAUGCUCCGCCUCGCAUGGGAUGAUGCUGGGACUUAUGAUAAGGAAACAAAUACAGGUGGUCCGAAUGGUUCGAUCAGAUUUGAGGAAUACAAGCAUAGCGCCUCUUAUGACCUAAAGAGUGCUAUUGAUCUUUUAGGUUUUGCCGUCGCCAUGGAUAGAGAGGAGAGUGUGAAAAAGGCGAUGGAACUCAACAUUGAAAUACAAAGUAUAUAUAGAAGGGAGCUGGUGAAGGCACAGCAUCCAAAAAUCACAUAUGCAGAUCUCUAUCAGCUUGCUGGUGUUGUUGCUGUGGAAGCUACCGGUGGACCGACUAUCGACUUUGUUCCUGGCAGAAAGGAUUCAGCGGUCUGCGCAAACGAAGGAUUGCUCCCAGAUUUUAGUAAAGGGGCACAGCAUCUAAGAGACGUCUUUUAUCGGAUGGGCCUAUCGGACAAGGAUAUUGUCGCACUAUCUGGCGGUCAGAUACUGGAGAGAUCAAUACUUAAUGUUGAUGGGAGCCAAAACAUCUUUCUCAAAUUUGACAACAGCUAUUUUGUGAAACUGCUAAAAGAAGAAUCAGCACAGCUUCUGCAUCCACUUGACAAGGCUUUAGUGGAUGAUCCUGCAUUCCGCAGUUAUGUUGAGCAAUAUGCAAAGGAUGAAGAUGCAUUUUUCAAGGACUACGCGGAAUCACACAAGAAACUCUCAGAACUGGGCUUUACUCCCCCGCGCAUCCCGUCGAGAAGCGAAUCAGAAACCCCCCCUCCGAUUCUUUCGACAUGCAAAUCAGUUGCCAAGGGGAGGAAAUUACUAGUGAGGAGCGCCGUCGGAGUUGCAGUCGCUGCGGCGGUGAUCAUUCUGAUUACAUCCAGGAAGUUCAGGAAAACCAAAUGAUUAUCUUUUAUGCUCUGUACUGAAACCCAGCAGUAGUAAAAUAUGGAACAUGUCUCAAUUUCUUAUGUAUAGGUGUUGAAAGAUUCUACUGAUAUGCCAAAAGAAGAUGCUCCAAACAUAUGUAUUUGCAACAAUGCAUAUUGCAAAAGGAGAAUGCUAUGUUAUGAAAUAGAUGUGGAUAAAUAAUUCAGCUUC
Ananas comosus (pineapple) is the source of this 1200-nucleotide messenger RNA. Its product is annotated as probable L-ascorbate peroxidase 3. Gene Ontology annotation, molecular function: heme binding; peroxidase activity. Gene Ontology annotation, biological process: cellular response to oxidative stress; response to reactive oxygen species; hydrogen peroxide catabolic process. The transcript is spliced from 10 exons. The record is from RefSeq and is a predicted model, not a curated record. Bases 31 to 1005 code for a protein of 324 amino acids. NCBI's taxonomy places the organism in Eukaryota, Viridiplantae, Streptophyta, Magnoliopsida, Poales, Bromeliaceae.